UCUCAGCUCCCACCGACUUCUACUCAGGAAUGUGCAAGCGUAAAUUUGGCCACUAGAUAUUUGAGUCGCGUCAUUUUGAUAAAAUUCUGAUAAAUAUUGAUAUCUAAACCUCGUAUCCUGUCAUUAGAGCAUCUUAAUAUCCACAAGCACUGGAUGGCGGGGAAUAUUUCGCGGCCUGAAUAAUGCAUCGCGCUAGACGUGUUUACAUCAAUGUUACACCGGGGAUAGAUGAGGGCCGUUGACUCCAGUCUGCGCCACUCUGCAGUUUACACCACAUAGUCCCACGUACCCAUCCUAGCGAACCGUUAUUCCAAGAAUAUGAGGUCGCGUGCUGCAAGCGUUACGUGAUGCGACAUCAUGUCUUAGUGGGAGAUUGAUUCCUUCGAUAGGUUUACCAACAAUAUGAGUGUCUUCAGUGAUGUGGAACAACAUGACUGUCAAGUGGUUGCCUCCGUAGUCAACAGUGACAUCAGCGAAGAGGGGUUGCAUCAGGGGCUGUUUGGCGUCAUCAACCAGGAGUGUCCAAGAUGCGUGGCUUCCAUCUUGAAGUUUGGGGUUCCAACGGAGGUUCAUGAUGCUGACCACUUCACGCCUCUAGCCGUCGCAGCCAAAGUGGGCUCAGCCCCGAUCGUGGAGCUCCUGCUGCAAUGGCACUGCAGUGCCUCGUCCCCGAGUGGGCCCUUGGGAAACACACCGCUACACAACGCCUCAGCAGAUGGCCAUGUUGAUUGUGUGCAAUGUCUUAUCAACGCCAAUGCAGAUAUUAAUGCCAGGAACACCCAAGAGGACACUCCACUCAUACUUGCCGCUAUGCAUGGCCACUUGCCAGUCGUGAAGCGAUUGCUAGCCUUCCACGCCUCCGUCAGACGGAGGGGUUACCACGAGAGAACUGCCCUACAUUGUGCAACAGAAAAUGGACAUUUGAGUGUCUGCAGGUUUCUAGUGAGUGCCAAAGCUGAUUUAGAGGAAGAAGAUACAUUUGGCAAUACUCCCUUGAUAUGUGCUGCCGAGAAGGGCUAUGUGGAGCUGUUGAAGUUGUUUCUGUCCAACAAGUGUGAUGUGAACCGCAUGAGCCACAGUGCCGCCACUGCUCUCCACUAUGCGGCUCAACAUGGCGACAGCGUCUGCUGUGGGAUACUUCUGCAGAACGGAGCCGAAAUAGACGCCCAGGACAUCCGUCGCUUCACACCGCUCAUGAUGGCUGCCAUGAAUGGCCAUGAUGAUGUAGUGGGUAUGCUCAUAGAUUGGAAAUGCAAUGUUAAUAUGGUGGCUUACAACAAGCGUAUUGCCCUCCAUCUGGCUGCUGAACGAGGCAAACUCAAGUGUUGUAGUCUUCUUUUGAACGCAGGCGCAAGCAUCGAUAGUCAAGACUCUCUGGGAUGUACGCCAGUGCACAUUGCAGCUCUCAAGGGGCAUGUGCAGGUCAUGAAGUAUCUCAUAACCAGCGGUGCUGAUCUCCACAAAAGACCAAACAAUGGCCACAGUCUCUUGCACUAUGCGGCAGCCGGCGGCAACGAGGAUUGCUGUCAAGAACUGAUCUCCAGAGGCUUUGAUAUCAACGCCCAAAACAAUGAUGGAAUCACGCCUCUCAUCAGCUCAGUACACACCAAGCAAGUGACGACCGCACAGCUACUGCUGCAGGCGGGAUGCAAGACCACCUAUCGUGGCCUUCAUGGCAUGACAGCGCUCAACGAAGCAGUCUUCUACAACCACCCACUUCUGCUGUCAAUGUUGUUAGAUUACGGAGCCGACCCAGACAUUGAGGACGAUGCAGGAACUUUGCCGCUGUGGUUCGCCGUCGAUCAGUCUUCCAUGGAGAACCUAAAGCUGUUGCUGAGGUCGAACUGCGGGUUCAACAUGAAAUCCACACUGAGCAAUUCCUGUGGGCCAUGCAACGCAAUAGAGCACGCUCUGCACAAACAAAAAAUUCAAGUCAUCGUUUGGCUAAUUAGCACUUAUUGUGAGGAGGCUGCCAAUGUUCUUCGAUCUCACCUGUCCGAGUCAGACAAGUUGUCUUCCAUGAGCAAGACCUUCCUCGCCAAUGUCCAUGAGCAGCUUCAGGCACCACAGUCCCUGCUUUGUCUUUGUCGGAAGCAGAUCAGAGCUGAGUUGGGUCAGGGGAAGAUCAUCACCAACAAGAUCCGGCAGCUGAAACUGCCUAAUGUUCUCAAGAACUUCCUGGACUUCAGUGAUCUCACGGAGUAGCAAGUUGCUUCCGGGGUGUGGGCCAGCUUCCAGGUAGCUGUCAUGUAAAUACCUAUCCAAGAACGAUGGACGCCAAUCAUGGCAAUUGGACAUGUGCUUAAGUCACAAGUAAAUGGUAGUAUUAUAAUUACAAUUUUGAAAAAUGUUAGAUGGAAGUUUUGAUCGUAAGAAAUCCUAGUUGUAUCUGUCACUUAACCAGAGGAAGGUCGUAAGAGUAUGGUUGGAGUGUUGUGGUGUCAAUAUUGUUUCUCAUGUUGAGGAACGGCCAUUUUGUCUUUUCUGGGUGGACAUAUCGGGGAAAUACUAUAAAUUGUAACACAAGGGAGGGAAUACCGGGUUCAGCUUUUGGACAGUGAGACGUGAUUUGAGAGCUGGGGAAAAUUGUCGAUCCCUUAACUAUUCUAUAUUACUUACGAUAGAAUAAAAAUAAUCAAAGUGUUUAAAUUAAUAGAAGCAAGGGUGCUGUAACAUGUUGGCGUCUUGGUUUGAAUAGGUGGGUCACGUGGGACAUGUUAAACCGGAAGUACACGCAUUCAAACUGGACUUAGGCACAGUCCAACAGGAACCUUCCCUGGGAGAGGCAUGGCUAUAUCGCUCGGGAAGGUCCGGUUCCAGAUAUUGUGCAAUACUUUGAGGGAAGAUAAUUGUAUUAGUCAGAAGCGACAGUAUACCUGUGUCAAGGAAGUGAUCCUAACACAACUCUGAUAUUGAGUGCCAGUAUAGACGUGUUAAUUGGAGCUUCAGUAUUGAUAACAGAUAAUGCAAUCGAAGUAUAACUAGUCAUAAUUGUCAGUAUUAUGAUUACAUAUGCACCUAACAUGUUGACUAGAAUAGGCGUGGAUAAGUGUUGUGUGUAGUAAGGCUUCAUGGACCAUUUUGUUUCCAGGAGAUUCAUGCUUUCGGGAGUCUGUUUUACUACUUUUAUACACAUGGACGUAUGGCAAUGCCAGGCCUUUAUUGUGGUAAAGUCAAGUUCUUUUGGGCUUCGAAAAAAUCACCAAACGAUGUCUUUCUACAGUAUACAUUCUCAACUGUCCUCAAAACAGUCAUUUAAUCUUUCAUCAAGUUUCACAUGCGAUGGUCGCGCCUCAUGCAUCACGUGUUCAAUGUAUAGGUUCAGAGGCCCUUUGGGGAGCUGCUACAGGUGUACCGGUGAGUGACUUGAUAAAACGCUUACAAUUUCGUAAUUCGGCGUGGGGGAACGGUUGGCCCAGUCGUCUAAGGCGCCGCGAUUCGCUGUGCAGAGUUGCGUCCCUUGGACACGCCAGAAACCUAUGGUUGGUUCGAAUCCCGGUUCGCCCCUCAUUAUGUUUCUAGGUUUGCCAGCACCAUACCCGUGCUGGUGGGUUUCACCAAAAUGGUAAAUGUCUGAGACCUGCAUAACUUCGGGCUUGCCUCCCACAUUAAGCUGACACGUCGUGAUAUAACUGCAAUACUGUUAAAAGCAGCGUUAAACACAACUCGCUCGCUCACGUAAUUCGGUGUAAAGGUAUAGAAGUUACGACAGUUUCACUCGAUGAUGAUCGCAUAGUUGAUGGUCGCUGAUACGUGCAUAUACUACUCAACUAUCUAUAUGGAUACUGAUAUAUGGAAGACUGGUGUAUAGUGGAAUGCAGGCUUAUAUCUCUACCUAAAGUUGGUGGUAUAUGUUUCUUAUGCACUCUCUAGAAGCUGCUGAAGAUGACGAGCAUUGGUUUGUAGUGAAAUUACUUGGUAGACCUGUACCAUGACCCCCAUCCGUAGCUAUAGACUUGUAAUGUGCUACUCAGCCCUUGGAAGGGAUAGACGGGGGGGGGGGGGGGGGGGGGGUCUGAAUGUUCUCCAUUGGUUUCAAAUGUCGCCGUAUCUCAUAUUGCAAUGGAAACGACGCAUUUUCAACUUCGUCGAAGUCCUAGUCUGUCAUACAGACGCUGAAACAAAUAUAUCUAAUGAAGCCCAUGCAAGUCUAUAUUAGUGGGCAAAUCUAGAUUACUGCAGUAUCUGAAAAUGAAGAGUCUCCGGGCUCCCUUUUAUUAUAUUUUUAUUAAGAUAAUUUAAUAACUGUUUUUUUGUAGUAAGAUAUGUUCAUGUCCAGAGACUAGAUGUGUGUCUACCCAAGUCCCGUUAUCCCUGCUAAGAUGAGUAGUAGAAUUACUACAGGAAGAGUUCAUUUGUCAACAAGUUAGUAUUCAAUCCACUUGCACAUUUCCUCUUAUUACACCAACAGUAUCGUCGUAAAACAUAUAGAGAAAAACACUUCGCCACGAUAGACUCUUGAUACGACAAACAAAUGUAAUGUUAAUCAAAUCAAUGUUUAAUGUACUGCUGGUUGUCAGACAUUAAUUAUUAUUUUGUGUUUAUAUGUUGGUAUAAUUGUGCUAUGGAUCUACAAGCAUUACGACGAACAGUUGAUGGUAGUGCAGGUUGUGAUGGGGCGGGUUGGCGGGUGUAGAUGAUUAAGAGACGGUAAGGUAAUGGGAACAGGUCAGCAGCACUUUGAUGUGAAAUUGUAUCGCGUAAUUUUUUUUAUUUAUUUGGUUUACGGACCGAAGCGAAGUCAGGAAUGUACUAAAUAGAUCCACGUUUAAAGCUUGUAUAACCGCCUAGCCAGAAAGUCACAUAUUAGGAGAAAAUAAAUUACAAAUUAAGUCCCUGCCUUAACUGAGACAAAAGAAGACCGCCCAGUGGCCCCCGAUAGUCUGUGAAUGUACUCCUGAGCUACCACGAAUACUAUUUAUUGAUACAGCAGUACCCAACCAGUGUCUGGCUUUGCAAAUGUUAUAAAACGUACAUUCCUGUAACAUUUCAUUUUUUAUAUUCUUCCCCCCCGUAAAUAUCAUAUUUGUUUAACAAAACAAAACAUAAAUGACGAGUUUAUUUCGACCGCCCAUACCCAAACGUUUUACCAAGUAAAUCCGUAAACCAACUAAUGAAAAAAAGGCCAUAAUUAUCCGUGCCCUUCAGAAUGAACACCUGGGUAUUGUGUCGGGAGUGUGCGGCGCCAUGUCGUAUAGGUUGUUAGACUGUUAUGCUAUUAUCGUUUAAGUUUAUUUUGUUGAAUGUCAUAGAGAUUAUUUUGUGAAUCUAGUGCUUCAGUCAGGUGUUGCUAAGAUGUAAAUUAUACGCAUAUAUUAUAUAUUUACAUAUAUACCAUUAUUAGAAUAAACAAGCAGUUUAUUAAAA
This is a messenger RNA of Haliotis rufescens (red abalone), 5367 nucleotides long. Its product is annotated as serine/threonine-protein phosphatase 6 regulatory ankyrin repeat subunit A-like. The record is from RefSeq and is a predicted model, not a curated record. Gene Ontology annotation, biological process: intracellular signal transduction. The transcript is spliced from 2 exons. The coding region runs from base 403 to 2205 and encodes 600 amino acids. Gene Ontology annotation, molecular function: protein binding. NCBI's taxonomy places the organism in Eukaryota, Metazoa, Mollusca, Gastropoda, Lepetellida, Haliotidae.